Acipenser ruthenus (sterlet) is the source of this 5083-nucleotide messenger RNA. Its product is annotated as lysyl oxidase homolog 1. Bases 311 to 1954 code for a protein of 547 amino acids. The record is from RefSeq and is a predicted model, not a curated record. The transcript is spliced from 7 exons. Lineage: Eukaryota; Metazoa; Chordata; Actinopteri; Acipenseriformes; Acipenseridae. Gene Ontology annotation, molecular function: protein-lysine 6-oxidase activity; copper ion binding. Gene Ontology annotation, biological process: peptidyl-lysine oxidation.
UAGAAACCAGCAGCCAAGAGUGAGAGCAGGCAUUCCUACAAAGAGGGUCUCAGAACGAUGUGAGAACAAGAACAAGGGGGCGCAACUUCAGGGAAGCAGGAGUGAAAGAGACUUCAUUUCACUGCAACUGGAAGUUCAUUUACUGCUUUCUGAAACUUCUGUUCAAACAUGUACUGGUGGAAAACUCUGGAUCCAGGAUCAAGCUGCACACAAGAGUUGGACGAUUAAAAGCAGAUUGAGGUUGAGAUUCAAUUGCUGCUUCUUGUUUUUGUUAUUUUUGUUUUGAUCAGGAUUGUUUUGAGCAUUGAACAUGAUCAUGGCUGACCUAAAGUGGGCUGUGAGGACUCUGCUUGGACUGAGCUGUAUCCUAGCUGCUCAGGGACAGGGGGAACCCCCAGACAGUAACCCCUGGAGGCAGAUGAUCCAGUGGGAGAACAACGGCCGGGUUUAUAGCCUGCUGAACAGUGGAUCAGAGUACCUCCCAGCCAGUCAGGACCGCAGCCACAGGAACCCUCAGGUGUUGGUCGGAGAUACAUCCCGUAGUUCGCGGAGGACCCAGGGAAACACACGCAGGCAGGCCCCAUCAACACCUUCCCGAGGGACAUCUGAGACCAUCAGGGGACAGACUAGACACCCUUUCGGAUUCGGGCAAGUGCCAGAAAACUGGAGGCAGGGGGGAGAUGCCAGUAGUCAAUUCCGACCUUCCUCCACCAGCAGGUUAAGGCAAACUGGGUCUUCGUCUUCUUCUUCCUCUUCUUCAUUUUCCCAAUCAUCUUUCAGUGUGCCUGCUUACCCACAGUACCCCUUCCCCCAGCAGCCUUCCUACCCUGUUCCUUAUGACCCCCAUCCUGUGGAAUUACCAUUGCAGGGUCAGGGCCAUGAAAGCCAGUAUUACAGAGGAACUGGGUAUGCUGGGGGUGGUAGUUUUGCUGGGGCAGGACAACAGUUGCAACCUAGACCCCGUUACGAAGAUUAUGGUGAGGAAACCUACAGAUAUCAACCUCAAGGACACAAUCCAUCACUAGGGAGGCCCUAUGUGCCCAAUGCUGCCCCUCAGCAGCCGCCACAACCUCCAUUUUCAGACGGCCUGGACCGCCGCUACACUCACAGUCUCUACCAUGAAGGGGCUGCAGCCCCAGACCCAUCAUCUCAGGGCACCUGGAACUCAGCUGCAAAUCCGGACAGGGUCAUCCCCCCUGUCCGGAGCCCACAGUACGAGCAGUACCCCCCCUUCCAGAGAAUGGAUCCCCUGCCAGCCGCAGGGACAGAGGAACAGCCUGCCCCACUGCCUAGAGUCAGUGUGGGGAGUGUCUACAGGCCAGUCCAGAGAGGAUUGCCAGACCUGGUCCCUGACCCCAACUACGUCCAGGCCUCCACCUACAUCCAGAGGGCCCACCUCUACUCCCUGCGCUGUGCUGCUGAAGAAAAGUGUCUCGCCAGCUCUGCUUAUGGUGCGGACACCACCGACUACGACGUCAGAGUGCUUCUGAGAUUCCCUCAAAGGGUUAAGAACCAGGGCACAGCGGACUUCAUGCCCAACAGACCACGUCACACCUGGGAGUGGCACAGCUGUCACCAGCACUACCACAGCAUGGAUGAGUUCAGUCACUAUGACCUGCUGGACGCAGCGACGGGGAGGAAGGUUGCUGAAGGACACAAAGCCAGCUUCUGCCUGGAGGACACAACGUGUGACUUCGGUCACCUGAAGCGCUACGCGUGCACAUCGCACACCCAGGGUCUAAGUCCUGGUUGCUAUGAUACUUAUAAUGCAGACAUCGAUUGCCAGUGGAUUGACAUCACAGAUGUCCAUCCAGGAAACUACAUCCUCAAGUUACAAGUAAACCCGAAAUACACGGUGCUGGAGUCCGAUUUCACAAACAAUGUGGUGAGGUGCAAUAUCCAUUACACUGGACGCGUAGUUACAACUACAAACUGCAAAAUUGCCCAGUCCUGAUAUAUUUCCUAAGCUCUGGAAAGGCUGGUUUCCAUGAAAAUGCAGUUCUGAAAACCAUGAAUGGAACCCAUGAGUCUGUUUACGAAACCAGAACAACCUGGGGCCCAGGAUAGCACUGAGAAUGGUACUGACGUCAACCAGCACUCAAGCACUGGGUCUACAAAGAACACUACGACAGCUUUCUAUUGUCUACAUCUCUUGUAUUACUAUUAUUUUGUUAGAAGAGGAGUUCAUUGGGGUUACUCAAUACAUUUAUUUACGAAAAAGACCUUGCUAAGAUCUCUUAAAAGCCUCCAGAACAACCAUCAUGUCUCACGGAUUGCAUCCAGAUGACCUAUCAUUCUUGAACGAAGAGGCAAAGGCACUGAUCUGUCCUUUAAAAGUGCUUUUCUUAACAUAAACAGUGGUCUUCCACAUAAGGUAUACUCUUAAAUAUUGGUAUUAAUGUGUGUCAUGAAAUGUGCUUCUUAUCUGCAUGUGUCCAGUCUGAAUCCCCCACCUAAUAAGCAGUUUGAUCCACCAAGGAGCAGUUUAGCGCUGGAUUGAAUGUUCCAAAACUACCUAUCACGCGUGUGGAUGGUCUUACAGCAUUCCAUUCAAUUCUUGUUCAAGUUUUCCUUGUUUUGUUGUUUAGCAGCGGUAAGUUAAUACCAUACCUUUGGGGCUACUGUGAUAUAAACCUAAAAAAAAUCACCGUUAAUCAAGUUAAUUAAUUAUCAAAACAUUAUUAUAGUUUAAAUAAAAUAUAAAAAGUUAAUAAUAAAGUAAGGACCCGAUCAUAAUGAAACUGGAAGGGUGUUUGCCUAAUAAUUGCCAAAUGAUUUUGAUCGAAGAUCUUUUAAUAGCUGUUGGGUGCUUUAGAGAACGCUCUCUUAUAGCAAUAUGCGAUUGUUCUGUUCACACACUAGCAAAUCAAUCCAGCAAGUCGCUACAGUAUAAUAGUAACAACACAUAAACAAACAAACACACACACAAUAAGAGCUAGAAAACAUUUUAAAACGAUUCUGUUUUUUGCACUGGCACCGUGCUUGUGUAACAUCCGUAAACAUUUCCCUUUCCUUUUCUUUCUCUCCACUGUGAGAGGCAGCUGUUUAGUUUGGCACGAUGUUAGUGCUCCUUCACAUUUCUCAUUGUGUAAAUACGCUUGUCCUUAAGCCCCCAUUCCAUCCAAUCACUUUUGACAGACUCCAAUGGCAGAACAUUUCUAAUGCAAUAUCCUGAGAUGGUAUUGGCAGCUCUACAGCUGAUUGGAUUGUAAUCACUGAGCACUAUAGACAGAUAUAAGCAGGAACAGCUGUUUUUUAUAUUUGUAUUAUAUCCUCUGUAUCUGUAUACAAUCAUUACAUUUUUUAAUCAAAUGAGAUGCAUAUUAGGGAAUCAUUUAUGGCUGUAAACUAAAUACAGAUGGUUUUAUUAUGCAAUUGCCUGUUUCCACUUCUCUCAGGCUGUUUAUAAUGAAAUCCCUGUUUGCAGGCCUGAAGGAUAAAGUUAUAAAGGUAUGUGCAAAUAUACAUACACUCCCAUCCCAAGCACUGACUUGGAGCUAGCUCAGUCCGGGAGCGACGCCAAACAUUUUAUUCAUGUUUCCAAUUACACCCUAAUUACAGGAUAAAGAGUCAUUAAAAGCAUCUAUAUGAAUGAGCGUCAUAUUUAUUUUGCAGUUACAGCCUUUGUGAUACCCAGGACUUAAUAAUCAAGGAUUCUCAAUAAUUCUGUGCGUGUCUGUCUAAUCCCCUGUUAGUGGAGUUCCUCCGAAUUUCUCUUUGGAGGAGCACACGAUCCUUGCAGCUGGAUACAGUGUGCAACCACAUAUGCUGACCAGAUACUAAUUUGUUUGGUCUAUGGGGAAGCUAAUGUUUGAUAAAGUAAAGCUAUCCCCCCCGCAGCAAAGAUAGUAAUGUAUUUCCUCCAGUAUAGUGCAACAAAGAAGUCCUGUCUGAUUUCCUGUUUUACAACUAGAAUGUAUAACACAAUCAAGACAGUGGCCCUUAGGGAAGCUGUAUAAAGAACUAAUGAAGCCACAUCCCUGUGUUGCCCUUCUGGCUCUAGCUUCUCUAUAGCUGGCUACACAAUGCUGACUUUCUGUUAGAGCCGCAAUGGCGUUGGGUUCACUUUAUAAAUCUUGAUCUGCUACAGACAGACCGGGUGGAGGGUAAUUAUUUACAACUAAACAUGUACAUGCUGAGGUUAACAUGCUUUUACAAUGCAUUGAACAAGGAACACAGCUUAUUUUUCAUUAUAAAACACAAUAUUUGGUACAACAUGCUUUCAGAAAGCGGUUACACCUUCCAGAUAAUUUCACCUCAGCCGUGCUUUUCGGUCAAAGCAUGUUACUAGCAUGUCAGUCACCAGGGAAAGCAGCAGCUAAUGGCAGGAAAGAAGCCGUUGAAGAUUGGAGACAAUUUCACUGCAUGGUUUGCAAACAGAGAUUCCUUAAUUGAGAUCUAUAUAACUAAUGAAAGUCCAUAAAAGGUAUGAUUUAUGGAAUUAUGUUGUGAGCUACAAUCACUUUCAGUUUGGUGGGUCAGUGGUUUGGGGCCUUAUCCAUAAUUAUCAACAACUUUAAAUUAGCGCAGGAUAUGCUGUAUCAUUACCUUGCUGUACAGUUACUUUUUUUUAAAAAGGGGCCUUGUCAGGGAUGGUUUGUCCCUUUUGCUUAGCAAUGAAAUCCUGGGCUUCUUUUUGGGUGCUAUUGAGUCCAGUGGUGUUACUUGCAUCUUUACAGUACUGUUUUGCCUUUUCUUACAUGGAAAAGUGCUUGAAAAAGAACUACUGACGUUGGAAGCAACUCCUCACAGACUUACUGAGAAAAGGAGAAGUGUGGAGGGGGUCUAUGGCAUUAAUAAAGCAAUACCGUGAGCCCUGAACUCAGGGAGUUAUUGUGUUGUACUGUAGCUGGAACCCUACUGUGAGGUUUCUGUGCUGAGUAAUGUGGGAUGUUACUGCAGGGGAUAGCUAUGGUGGCUGGGAAGUGCAAAGAGGUAGCAAAUCUACACAGAGAAGUAGCUGCAAGUCCCCUGGUUGCACUUCUCAGACCCCGUAAAUAGCCACCGUAGAUAGCAGACAUUGAAAAAUACUUUUUUGAACUUUGUAUAAGCUCCAUAUGAAUAAAAUAAGUGUAUAAAUACA